This is a messenger RNA of Colletotrichum karsti, 1521 nucleotides long. Its product is annotated as amino acid permease. Gene Ontology annotation, molecular function: amino acid transmembrane transporter activity. NCBI's taxonomy places the organism in Eukaryota, Fungi, Ascomycota, Sordariomycetes, Glomerellales, Glomerellaceae. Gene Ontology annotation, biological process: amino acid transmembrane transport. The transcript is spliced from 2 exons. The coding region runs from base 1 to 1521 and encodes 506 amino acids. The record is from RefSeq and is a predicted model, not a curated record. Gene Ontology annotation, cellular component: membrane.
AUGGCAACGACAUUGGGGGUGGACACCCUCAAGACUCCCAAUGACAACAGUGCCUCACAGCCCGAGAAACGCGAAGAUGAGCCUGGCGAUGCGGAGAGCAUCCAAGAUGGCGCCCAGGAGCAAGAGAGAACCGAGGCAACCCAUCGCGGGUUCAAACCCCGUCAUUCACAAAUGAUCGCCAUCGGCGGCGCUAUCGGGACCUCUCUUUUCCUGGGCACAGCCCAAGUCCUACGUGUUGGUGGCCCGGCAUUCCUCUUGGUCUCGUACGGCGUCCUUUCUAUAUUGGUCUACGGCAUUGUGACCGGCAUCGCAGAGGUGGCAACCUAUCUGCCCGUACCCGGAGGAACCAUGAGCUACUAUGGAAACAAAUACGUCUCCCGCAGCCUCGGCUUUGCCAUGGGUUAUCUCUACUGGUACUCUCUCGGGAUCUUAGUGCCCUAUGAGCUUGUUGCCUCGACGCUCUUGAUCGGCUAUUGGAAUUCCCCCGUCAACCCAGCCAUUUGGAUCACUGUUAUUCUUGUUAUCAUCGUCCUGCUCAACUUGCUUCCGGUCCGCUUCUUCGGGGAAGCCGAAUUCUGGAGUGCAGGGAUGAAGGUCAUUCUGAUUCUCGGCCUCAUCUUCCUCUCGAUUGUCCUAUUUUUUGGAGGAGGCCCGAACCAUGACAGACUCGGGUUCCGGUAUUGGAAAGAUCCCGGCCCCGUCAACACCUAUAUCGAAGAAGGAGACGCUGGUCGCUUUAUUGCUCUGCUGCAGUCCUUCAUCUUGGCGUCAUUCGCCUUCGUCCUGUGCCCGGAGCAGCUCAUCGUCACAGCCGGGGAGAUGCAGUCUCCGAGACUAAACUUACCACGAGCCGCGAGACGUUACAUCUGGCGUCUAAUCAUCCUCUUCAUGCCGACCAUCAUCGGGAUCGGAGUCGUCUGUCCCUCGAACGAUCCGAGACUGAGCGUUUCCGGAACCGCCAGCUCGCCUUUCGUCAUCGCAAUCCGAAACGCCGGUAUACCCGUGUUGGACAGCAUCGUCAACGCGUUGAUCCUCCUCUCGGCGUGUACCGCAGGGAACGCGUUCUUGUAUUCUACGUCGAGAAACCUCUACUCCCUCGCGAUCGCCGGCAACGCUCCGGCCGUGUUCAAGAGAUGCAACAACUAUGGUUUACCUUACUUCGCCGUCGCCGCCAGCGCCGCUUUCAGCCCCCUCGCAUAUCUCAGCCUGUCAAACACCAGUCUCACUGUGUUCAACUGGCUCAUCAACAUCACCAACUCGGCCGGCUUCAUUAGCUGGAUCUGCUGUGGGGUGAUUUACUUCAGGUAUCAGAAGGCAAUCCAGUUCCACGGAAUUGAAUCGCCAUAUCGGUCACGCGUACAACCUUGGGGCAUGUGGGCGGGCACUAUUGGUGCUGUUUUCUUGAUGCUCAUCAAUGGCUUUCAGAUGUUCCUCCCAGGUUUGGACGAGGUCCUGGCUGCAGAGCUUCCGACUCCGGCCCGGGGAAAUAUUUCCAGAUUUCUACACGCGUUGAUCGAAUAA